AUGCAGUUCCUCGACCUAGCUCCUGAGCUAGUCCACCAGAUCUUGCUCGAAGCCAUCCUUACUCGUGGAAUCCAAAGGUCUUUCAGAUUAAGACUUGUAUGCAAGCGAUUUUCUCAAGACGUGCAGUUCGCGCUAUUUGAAUCUCACCUUCUGGACGAUUGCCACACUUGGAAACUUCUGUCCUUCCCCUAUGUUGAUAGAAAUCGAAGGGUGUGCAAAUUUUGGCACUCCUAUCUCGUAUACAGAGUCCAAUAUAAUUCAGAUUCUUGCCCACCCCACUUUCGCCACAUCCAAAGACUUGUCGAAGCUCUCCGUGCGGAAACGGGAGACGACGUCAAAACCACAAUAAAAACUCUUUGCUGGCCGAUAUUAAGAAUAGCAACAGAUUGUGCCAAUGCCAGAAAGCCACAUUUGAUUGAUUUCAACUUUGGGUUGGAUCUUUUGUGUGCUGCAACAUGUCUCAAUUUCAUACCUGUUAUAAAACGUUUACUCCAAAGAGGAUACCCGCCACGAAGGAGGUCAACUUUAUUCCAUUCGCUUAUGAAAUUGGCUGCAUUGGCUGGAAAUAAACACCUACUAGAAUAUUUGCAGAAGAUGGUGAUUGAGACGCAAUCGAGUUGA
This is a messenger RNA of Botrytis porri, 621 nucleotides long. RefSeq lists its product as uncharacterized. The record is from RefSeq and is a predicted model, not a curated record. The transcript is spliced from 2 exons. NCBI's taxonomy places the organism in Eukaryota, Fungi, Ascomycota, Leotiomycetes, Helotiales, Sclerotiniaceae. The coding region runs from base 1 to 621 and encodes 206 amino acids.